Messenger RNA from Rotaria socialis, 501 nucleotides. Lineage: Eukaryota; Metazoa; Rotifera; Eurotatoria; Philodinida; Philodinidae. The record is from the annotation of a GenBank genome assembly.
AUGCGACAUCUAACAAAACUGACAAUAGACGUGGGUCAAGAAUGGCGAAUAGAAUAUGUUGAAUUUCUUUCGAAAAUAAUCGAUCUUUCUCUUAUCGAUAAAACCACUUUUAAUCCUGAUUUAGAUCUCAAGUUUAUUCAUAAUACAUUGAACAACAUCUUUAUUCUGAUGGGAUUAGUAUAUAAUCUAAGUACACUCGCAAUUUAUCCUUAUUCUUCUCAUGAUGGUAUUAUCAACAUAGAAGAUAUUUCUUCGAUUAUUCCACGUCAUAUAAAAUAUUUAGAAGUAGCCAUAAAACACAUUCAUGGUAUGAAAGUAAUUCUCGAUCAUCAUGAAUAUUUGUGGAGUCUAACACUUUUAGCAUAUUCUGAUCAGUCAAUACCGUGGUCAGAAUUUAUAGAAGAAUUAGUGUCUAAAAAAACGAUUUCAUCUAUUGGGAAUCGUAUUAUUCUCUACGUAUUUGGCUUGGUCAAAUAUAAUGUCAAUUUUAACAAUAUAUAA